Messenger RNA from Alternaria rosae, 832 nucleotides. RefSeq lists its product as uncharacterized. The record is from RefSeq and is a predicted model, not a curated record. The transcript is spliced from 4 exons. Bases 213 to 671 code for a protein of 152 amino acids. Lineage: Eukaryota; Fungi; Ascomycota; Dothideomycetes; Pleosporales; Pleosporaceae.
CCGCUGUUCAGCCUUCGGCAGCGAGCUGAGGCUGAUUGUCCCCCUCCUGUCUUACUUGCCAAUCACGUCUUGAUGCUUCCGCCCCCAAGUCUGAAAACCAGAAACUCCUCUGUACUCUGUACUUGGCAUGCUUAAAAGGCAAAGCAUGGCCGGCUGAUGGUUUUGCGACAUUGCGCUUGAGUUCUCCACGUCGUAUCUCAGCCUUGUUAGCUAUGGAAUGCAAAAGUGAGAACAUUGGAAACGCGAUCCCUGAUAUCGCUGGUGUUGGGAUCAUUUUAGCCUUUGCAAUCCUAGCGGGCCUGUCUUUGGUAUUUGCAGGCAUAGGCUACUGCGCAACUCUGCAAGCAAGAUGGAAGCAUUCUGACGCCUCGGGCGAUUUUAUUCUGGAAAAUAACCGGGAAAUGAAACGAAUGCAGUUCUCCCGUUUACGAAGACUUGAGCUUACGGAAAAGGUCCUGGGGUCAAUCAGCGAAGUUCAGCUUUUCAACGGAAUCGCGCUCCUCACUGCUGCAAUGGUUCAGAGGAACAGCCUAAGCCUCUAUCAUCUCCAUGUGGUUUACGACACUGUCAAUUUCACAGCCGUGUCAUUCACAGCCUCGAUAUUUGUCUUCUGGCUUUCUCGAAAGAUACAAAAGCAGAAUGUCGACAAUGGGCAUCGGAACAAUACUUGAUGAGAACUUCUACAGAUAUGGCGUUUACUAUGGAUGAAGUUUCUUGUAUCCAAUGCGCUGUGGAUCACCGUUUUUUGUAUACUCUACCUGGUCUUUGCGGUCCUUUUCGGUAUAGCUUUAGGAAGAUGGGAUGUCGAUGAGUUUGGCUCUUGCUACCGCGA